CACUAGUCACAUUUCUAAUUGUAACAAGUUUAAAUUUGACAAAAAAAUACAGAAAUGUUUGAAAUUUUGUGCAUAAUUAUUUUAUUUUCUUUGGUGUCAUGGUAUCUUUACUACCUCUAUUGUUUCAAUUACUGGAAGAAAAAACAAGUUCCAACACAUCCGCCUAAAUUUCCAGCCGGAAACAUCCUGAAAUCAGUUCUCGGAAAAGAGAACAUUUUCAUCACUGUUGAAAACUACUACAGGGAGUUCAAACGAAAAGGAUACAAACAUGCCGGACUUUAUUUUUUUAACGGUCCUGUAUAUCUCCCCAUUGACCCGGAAAUUGUCAAGUCAAUUCUGACAACAGACUUCGAACAUUUCGUCGACCGUGGAGUUUUCGUCGACGAAAAAAACUUCCCCCUAAGUGCACACCUGUUCUCGAUAAAAGGCUCAAAAUGGAGAAAGCUUCGGACCAAACUUUCCCCAACAUUCACCUCCGGGAAGCUCAAAACCAUGUACGAAAUUUUUACGAAAAUGACACAGAAUUUCAUAGAAACACUUAAACCAAAAGCAGAGAGAAAAGACGAUAUUAAUAUCAAACACGUAACUAAUAACUUUACAGCAGACAUUAUUUUUUCUACAGCGUUUGGUCUUGAAAGUAACACUUUACAAAAUCCGGAUAGCAAAUUGGCAAAAAUAGCGAACACUCUUUUUAUUCCCCCAACUUGGAUUGUUAUCAAAGCACUAGCUUUAGAAGGGCUAAAAAAUCCGGGAGGCAUUGUCCGGGCUUUUAUCAGUGAUAAAUCAAAAGAAGAAUUUUUUGUAGAUUUAGUAAAAAAAACCGUGAAACACCGAGACGAAAAUAAAAUAGUCCGGAAAGACUUCCUAUCACUGUUGCUUGAAGUCAGGGACAAGGAAGGACUGUCUUUUAAUGAAAUUGUAGCUCAAUGUUUUCUCUUCUUUUUGGCUGGAUUUGAUACCUCAUCACAAACUAUAAGUUACUGUAUUCACUCCCUUGCUUAUAAUCAAGAUAUACAAGACAAACUUCGAAAAGAAAUUCUAGAUAAUAUGGGAAGUGAUUUUACAAAAUACACUUAUGACAAUAUCUUUAAGUUACCUUAUUUAGACCAAGUUUUCAAAGAAACCUUAAGAAUAUACCCAGUUUUGGGCUUCCUCAAUCGCAUUUGCGUCAAACCAUACCAAAUUCCGGGAACUGAUUCAGUACUAGAUGUUGGUACCCCUGUUCUAAUUCCAGUCCUGGGCCUUCACCGAGAUCCUGAAUAUUUCCCUGACCCUUUGAAAUUCGAUCCUGAAAGAUUCAGCGAGAAUAAUUCUCACGUUCCUUUCACGUAUCUGCCUUUUGGGGAAGGGCCCAGGUUUUGCAUAGGUGCACGUUAUGGACAACUACAAGCCAAACUAGGAAUUGCCUGUCUAGUGUCACAAUUUAGGUUUAAACCAAGCCCAAAAACUCCAGAAUUUAUAGAGUUUGAUAAAAUUUCUAAAUCGCUAGCAAUGUUUCCAGAAAAAGGCAUAACAGUCAAAAUAGAAAACUUGUAACUUAUUUAAGUAAAUAAAAUGGUUUCUACGAUUUACUAUUUAGUGUCCCUUAUUUUUGAAAAACAAGCUCUAAAAUUAUAAAUGUCUUAAAAAUUUUCUUCCGAAAUAAACUAAACAUUAUUA
Tribolium madens (black flour beetle) is the source of this 1659-nucleotide messenger RNA. Its product is annotated as probable cytochrome P450 6a23. The transcript is spliced from 3 exons. The record is from RefSeq and is a predicted model, not a curated record. Gene Ontology annotation, molecular function: monooxygenase activity; oxidoreductase activity, acting on paired donors, with incorporation or reduction of molecular oxygen; iron ion binding. Bases 55 to 1536 code for a protein of 493 amino acids. NCBI's taxonomy places the organism in Eukaryota, Metazoa, Arthropoda, Insecta, Coleoptera, Tenebrionidae.